GACUGUUCUGGAGCCCAUUACUCUUGUUCAUUAGUUAUUUUAUGCCACUGAGAAACGCUCUAUCCUAAAGUGCUUAUUAAUACACCGAUAAAAGGCUUCCGGUUUGGGGAAAAACUUUUUUAGAGCUUCGUGUCCUUCUUCUUCUUCUUUUCCGAUUCGUUUCCUCCUUCUCUUUCAUCUUGGUACCUGUAGGGAAGGGAAUAUUCCUCGGCCUUCAGAUCACAGACAACAAAGCACUACGUGUAUCUGACCAAUCUAAAGACCGCUCUCCAGGUCCCUGCCGGUUUCCCGGCGGAACAGCAGAGGAGAAAUCGGCAGGUCCUCGUGGGUCGGCCACUGGCUGAGCUUACUGGAGGCCUGUAGUUCUCCACAGUUCUGGGAUGGGCUCUUCCACGCACAGGGCGGCGGGAGGGCGAAAGGAGAGGAUGUGGAGGCGUUAUGUCAACUAAUGCAGCACACGAAUGUGCAUCACAAAUCCAUUUGAAGAGGGAACCGUCUGCUUCUUAUCAUCCCCUCCUGUUCUCUUUUCUCACUUCCCCUUCCUCUCCCCUCUUUCGGUCCUUCCCCACUCUGCCUUUUCAGCGGGGCGCAAGCUACAAGGCAGGAAGAACCGAGGGUCUGAGUUGUGAAAACAAAACAAAGUUUAAGAGUCAGUAAAUACAAGCUACACCCAGAUUACUGAGAAAAGUGAAAUAAAAACCAGCUCAGAGCCAAAUUCCGGGAAGAUGCUGUAUGUUGGACUGACUUCGUGUUUUCACAUUUGUUGCCUUGAAGCUUUGGUCAUUAGUCUUCCGGUUCCUAAUACAAAAAAGUAAAUGCUGACUCGUGUCAUUGGCCUCAGAUACCACCGGAAAUGGCAUCUUCUCCCCAGCCGCUGGCUCAUAAGCAUAGAAGCACCCAGGGGUGAGCUUAUCUGCCUUCCAGCCCAGGCCUGGCCUUCUGAUCUACAGCCGACAAAGGAGCCCGUCUAGGGAAGAGAUCUCGGAUCAACUGAGAGGUACAUUUUCAAAUCACCAGUUACUGUAAUGACAACCUGAAGACCUCCCGCGUGGAGAGGAAAGACCUAGGCAGCGCACCAUGGCCGUCACGGCCCACCUGCUGCCUGCCGACGUGCAGCAGCUGCUCCACAACAAGUUCGUGGUCAUCCUGGGAGACUCUGUCCAAAGGGCCGUGUACAAGGACCUGGUGCUCCUGCUGCAGAAGGACCUCCUGCUCACUCCCACCCAGCUCAAGGCCAAGGGGGAGGAGAGCUUUGAACGGGACAAGCUGGUGGACGGAGGCCAGCGGGGCCCCAUGCACAACGGCACCCAGUACCGGGAGGUCCGCCAGUUCUGCUCCGACCACCACCUGGUGCGCUUCUACUUCCUGACGCGCGUGUACUCCAGCUACCUCGAGGCCAUCCUGCAAGAGCUGCAGUCCAGCCAGCACGGCCCCCCGGACGUGAUCAUCAUGAACUCCUGCCUCUGGGACCUCUCCAGGUACGGUCCGGACUCCUGGAAGAGCUACCUGGAGAACCUGGAGAGCCUGUUCGAGCGCCUGGGCCAGGUUCUGCCCGAGUCGUGCCUCCUGGUGUGGAACACAGCCAUGCCCGUGGGCAAGAAGAUCACCGCGGGCUUCCUCCCGCCGGAGCACCGGCCUGAGGAUUCCUCCCUGAGAGACAGAGUCAUCGCGGCCAACUUCCACAGCUCUGUGGAAGCGAAGAAACACGGCUUCGAUGUGCUGGACUUGCACUUCCACUUCCGCCACGCGGGGCGCCACCUGCAGCGGGACGGAGUGCACUGGGACCAGCUCGCGCACCGCCACCUCUCCCAGCUGCUGCUGGCCCACGUGGCCGACGCCUGGGGCGUGGAUCUGCCCCGGCGGUACCCGGUGGGCCCCUGGAUCCGGGAUGGCCCCGCGAGGCCCGGACCCGGCCGGGGAGUUGAGCGGCAGCCCCAGGCCAGCCCAGAUCAACCGUCCUUGCCUCCUGCCGGGUACCGCCCCCUGCUCCCACUUCCCCAUCUACCCCCGCCCCCGCCUCCCCUCCUGCCCUUGCCCCCACAUCCUCGCCCUUUUCCCUUUCACCCUGUGAUGACCAGAUUCCUGUUCGGUCCCCGAGAUCACUUUUCUGCCUCAGACCAUCCUUUCCAGUCCGAUCAGUUCUCCUCAAACCAUUUCCAUUCAGAUGUCCCCUCACCUACCCAGACAGGAUUUUCCUUUGAAGAUGAUCCCCAGCCACCCAGGCCCCCUUUCCCCACACCCUACCUGCAGCGGGCCCCUGUGGUUCAUAGGGGGUUUCCCCGGCAUCUACCUCGUGGCCCCUAUGUGCCCUGGGGUCGGCGGCCCAGAUCUUCCAAGAGACAGGCCCCAUCCCACCCACAGCCAAGGCCUCAAUAAACUGACUUGGGGGCCUUACUCCUCAUGGUGGACAUGGACUGGGCAGAUCAUCUGACUCUCCUGAAACAGCCUGACCUUGUUAACAGAAGCCUUUGGUCCCUGCUUGGACUUCUUUUUGGUCAUUGCUGUUACUAAUAAUGGCCUAGAAGAGCCCUUCAACCAUUUUUGUUGGCUGUGGCCUUUUCCUCCAAUCGCUGGCGGUGACCAAGCAUUAUUCCUGCCUCUCCACUCCCUGUCCUCUUUGUCUUUUUUGUAAACCUAAAAUUGAAAUAAAGAAGUAGUUUCACAAAAGUA
Messenger RNA from Felis catus (domestic cat), 2670 nucleotides. It is a transcript of the gene PCED1B, whose product is annotated as PC-esterase domain containing 1B. The record is from RefSeq and is a predicted model, not a curated record. The transcript has 2 exons. The coding region runs from base 1078 to 2376 and encodes 432 amino acids. NCBI's taxonomy places the organism in Eukaryota, Metazoa, Chordata, Mammalia, Carnivora, Felidae.